Messenger RNA from Pan troglodytes (chimpanzee), 11560 nucleotides. It is a transcript of the gene AGAP1, whose product is annotated as ArfGAP with GTPase domain, ankyrin repeat and PH domain 1. Bases 489 to 3944 code for a protein of 1151 amino acids. NCBI's taxonomy places the organism in Eukaryota, Metazoa, Chordata, Mammalia, Primates, Hominidae. The transcript has 20 exons. Gene Ontology annotation, molecular function: GTPase activator activity; GTPase activity; protein binding. Gene Ontology annotation, biological process: activation of GTPase activity. The record is from RefSeq and is a predicted model, not a curated record.
CGCGUUUCCAUUUUAAACCGCCGCCCGCCGCCCGCCACCCUUCGGCCGCAGCCGGUGCAGCUGUCCGCGCGUCCCGGAGCCCAGGGAGUGGCGGAGGCUGCGGAACCGCCGAGCUGUGCAGCCGGAGCGGGAGGAUGCGCACUGGCCCCGCGUCGUAGACAAUGAAGCCGCGGGCGCCGCCGCCCGCCCUGGGCCCUGCGCACCGCGGCCGCACCUGCCGGCGAGAGCGCUCUAGUGCCUGACCGGCCGCCUCGCCUGGCCCCGCCGGCCCAUGGCUCGGCGCCCCGGGCCCGGACCCCGGCACUCGGGCGGCGCGGCGCACGGGCCGGCGGGUGCCAGGGGCGCCGUCCCCGCAGCCUGAGUGCGGCCCUCGCGGUCAGCGGGGGGCGUGGGCCACACUCCCGGCCCGCCUGCCCUCCCCGCUUAGCCCGGCGCCCUCCCGGCCCGCGGGCUCGCUGGAUGCGGCGGGGCCCCAGCGCGCGGGCGACAUGUACUUGUUGGACGGCAGUGGCGAGCCCGCGUCGCCACCCGCGGACGCGAUGCCGCGCGGGACGCCCCCUAGAAAGACUGUCUACCGCAUCUCCGUGACCAUGGUCAGGAAGGAGCAGCUGGCCGCGCCGGGCCCCGGCGGCCCGGACCCACGCCCGGUUCGGCGGCCCCGGCCCGCGCGCUCCCCGGACGCGCCCGGGAGGCUUGAGGAGGAGGCCGAGGAGGCGGAGGGUGCCGAGGAACCGGAGGGUCCCCGGCCGCGCGCUUGGGAUUUCCGCACCUUCCGCACCCGCAGCACCGGGCAGCUGGAACUGGGGCGGCUCCGGCCGUGCGCACGCGGCCUGGAGCCCGCGGACCUGGCCGGCAGCGCCCCGGCCGAGGAGGAGAGACGCGGCUCGCCCGCGCCCGGCAGCCCCGACGUGGAGGGGGCCCGGGCCGCGCCCCUGCGGCGGAGCCUGAGCUUCAGGCACUGGAGCGGGCCUGAGGCGCCGCAAGGCCGGACACUGGGCGGCGGAAGGCGCCACAGCAGCUCCGGGAGCCUGGCCUGGGCGCCGUGCGACGAGGCCGCGGCCGGGGCCACCCUGGAGCCCGCGACCGCCACGCAGCCCGCCUCGGAGAAGCGCAACACCCUGGACGUGGGCGAGGUGCUCAGCAAGAACGACGCGCUCUCGGACCUGGAGCGUUGGGAGCGCAGUAAGAGCAAGAACCGCACGCUGGACAACAGCGACCUGCAGCGGCUGGAGCGCGCGCGGGCGGCGGCCGGGGCCGGCGCGGCCUCGGAGCACCGGCUGCUGCGCUUCUUCAGCGGCAUCUUCGCGCGCAGGGACGGGGGCCCGGGCGGCGGGCCCUCGCCACGGAGCGGAGCCUCGCGGCCGCGCGGCUACUUCAGCCUGCGGCGGGCCCCGGCCGAGGCGCACUCGUCCAGCGCCGAGAGCAUCGACGGCUCCCCGCGCAGAGAUGCCUUCGUGAACAGCCAGGAAUGGACGCUGAGUCGAUCUGUCCCGGAGCUCAAAGUGGGAAUUGUGGGUAACUUGGCCAGCGGCAAGUCUGCCCUGGUGCACCGGUACCUGACGGGCACAUACGUCCAGGAGGAGUCUCCGGAAGAUAUGGAUGCAGGUGGCAGGUUCAAGAAAGAGAUUGUCGUUGAUGGACAGAGCUAUCUGCUGCUGAUCAGAGAUGAAGGGGGCCCCCCGGAGGCGCAGUUUGCCAUGUGGGUGGACGCUGUUAUAUUUGUCUUCAGCUUGGAGGAUGAAAUAAGUUUCCAGACCGUUUACCACUACUACAGUCGAAUGGCCAACUAUCGGAACACGAGCGAGAUUCCUCUGGUUCUGGUGGGAACCCAGGAUGCCAUAAGUUCUACUAACCCGAGGGUCAUCGAUGACGCCAGGGCGAGGAAGCUCUCCAACGACCUGAAACGGUGCACGUACUACGAGACGUGUGCUACAUACGGGCUGAACGUGGAGAGGGUCUUCCAGGACGUUGCCCAGAAGAUUGUUGCCACAAGGAAGAAGCAGCAGCUGUCCAUAGGACCCUGCAAGUCGCUACCUAAUUCUCCCAGCCAUUCCUCCGUCUGUUCCGCGCAGGUGUCUGCUGUGCACAUCAGCCAGACAAGUAAUGGAGGUGGGAGUUUAAGCGACUAUUCCUCCUCCGUUCCAUCGACUCCCAGCACCAGCCAGAAGGAACUUCGGAUCGAUGUUCCUCCCACUGCCAACACACCCACGCCUGUUCGCAAGCAGUCCAAGCGCCGGUCCAACCUGUUCACCUCUCGGAAAGGGAGCGACCCAGACAAAGAGAAGAAAGGCCUGGAGAGUCGUGCGGACAGCAUUGGGAGCGGCCGAGCCAUCCCAAUUAAACAGGGCAUGCUGUUGAAGCGAAGUGGCAAAUCGUUGAAUAAAGAGUGGAAAAAGAAAUAUGUCACCCUGUGUGACAAUGGCGUGCUGACCUAUCAUCCCAGUUUACAUGAUUACAUGCAGAACGUUCAUGGUAAGGAGAUUGACCUUCUGAGAACCACUGUGAAAGUCCCAGGGAAGAGGCCACCCCGAGCCACGUCAGCCUGUGCACCCAUCUCCAGCCCUAAAACCAAUGGCCUAUCCAAGGACAUGAGCAGUUUACACAUCUCACCCAAUUCAGGGAAUGUCACUAGUGCAUCUGGGUCUCAGAUGGCAAGCGGCAUCAGCCUGGUCUCCUUCAACAGCCGACCCGACGGCAUGCACCAGCGCUCCUACUCAGUCUCCAGUGCCGACCAGUGGAGUGAGGCUACGGUCAUUGCAAACUCGGCCAUCAGCAGUGACACAGGGCUGGGUGACUCCGUAUGCUCCAGCCCCAGUAUCUCCAGCACCACCAGCCCCAAGCUCGACCCGCCCCCCUCCCCUCACGCCAACAGAAAGAAGCACCGAAGGAAGAAAAGCACUAGCAACUUCAAAGCCGACGGCCUGUCCGGCACUGCUGAAGCCAAACGCAAAGCAUGGAAACUAAACCGUGUUGGUAGCCUGCGAAAUAUAUACAGCAGCAGCACCAACACCGAAGAACAAGAAGAAAAUUUUGAGUUUAUCAUUGUGUCCCUCACUGGCCAAACGUGGCACUUUGAAGCCACGACGUAUGAGGAGCGGGACGCCUGGGUCCAAGCCAUCGAGAGCCAGAUCCUGGCCAGCCUGCAGUCGUGCGAGAGCAGCAAGAACAAGUCCCGGCUGACGAGCCAGAGCGAGGCCAUGGCCCUGCAGUCGAUCCGGAACAUGCGCGGGAACUCCCACUGUGUGGACUGCGAGACCCAGAAUCCCAACUGGGCCAGUUUGAACUUGGGAGCCCUCAUGUGCAUCGAGUGCUCAGGGAUCCACCGGAAUCUUGGCACCCACCUUUCCCGAGUCCGAUCUCUGGACCUGGAUGACUGGCCAAUCGAGCUCAUCAAGGUGAUGUCAUCCAUCGGGAACGAGCUAGCCAACAGCGUCUGGGAAGAGAGCAGCCAGGGGCGGACGAAACCCUCGGUAGACUCCACAAGGGAAGAGAAGGAACGGUGGAUCCGUGCCAAGUACGAGCAGAAGCUCUUCCUGGCCCCACUGCCCUGCACGGAGCUGUCCCUGGGCCAGCACCUGCUGCGGGCCACCGCCGACGAGGACCUGCGGACAGCCAUCCUGCUGCUGGCACACGGCUCCCGGGACGAGGUGAACGAGACCUGCGGGGAGGGAGACGGCCGCACGGCGCUGCAUCUGGCCUGCCGCAAGGGGAAUGUGGUCCUGGUGCAGCUCCUGAUCUGGUACGGAGUGGACGUCAUGGCCCGAGAUGCCCACGGGAACACAGCGCUGGCCUACGCCCGGCAGGCCUCCAGCCAGGAGUGCAUCGACGUGCUGCUGCAGUACGGCUGCCCCGACGAGCGCUUCGUGCUGAUGGCCACCCCCAACCUGUCCAGGAGAAACAAUAACCGGAACAACAGCAGCGGGAGGGUGCCCACCAUCAUCUGAGGAACAGCCGUGCCCGCCUGCUCGCCGCACCCGGGACGCGGCAGCCUCGCCGCAUUCUCGCUCAGAAGUCGCAGCACGUGAGUCCCGUCGCAUCCCCUCCCUCUUCCUGGUGGCCACCUCCCUCCCGCCCACCCACUCUCACCCCAAACAAAAUCACAAAACCUGGACAUCCUCAAGGGGCGAAGAGGCGGCCGGGAGACUGCAGAAGUGGCUCCUUUUCAUAAACUCCCCUAAACCACACACAGGAGAGAGCGACGGGCCUCGGCCCUUUGAUGAUAGCACAUGGCGCAGGACCCUUGUCCUGGUGGCACAAGGGACGGGGACGCGAGGGGGAGGGGAGGCGAGGAACAAGGAGAAGGGGCAACUUUCCUUAACCGGCAGUUGAGCACAUAGUACAUUUCACCUCUACCAAACGGAACACUUGGAUUCCAUCUCUUCUCUGAGGAGCUUGAUGGCAUAAAUCAGAAGCAAGCACAGAGUUUGUCAGGUUUGAAGCCCCUAUGAUGGUAUGUGUCAAAUCAGUUGUAGCUAAUCUGUCCAGGGAGAAUACUGGCUUCAUUACACUUGUAUAGUUGAGUUCUUCCCGCAUUACUGCUGUUUAAUAGAACGUGAUUAGUCAUCGCCGAGAAGAAAGCAUAUUAGCCGAGGAGGUAGUCACGCGGCACGCGCCGGUGAUUGCCACGAUGUGAUUGCAAUACUCUUAGAAGCACCAUAUUAUCCCAGACAUGUUCUUUCAAGCCCUUGGAGCCCUCCUUUCUAAAUUCACUGUCAUAAUUUAGUAUCUGUUUAAUUUUUCAGUCCAAAGAGAGGAAAUCAGUCGCUGAGUAUUAUUUGACUCCGGUCUCCUUGGUGCAAAAACAAAAUGGGAAAAAUAAAUAAGAAUAACUCAGAAAUUCAAAAGGAAACCACAAAUUCAGCUAAUAAUAGCAUUUCGAGUAUAUUUCGUAAACUAAGGAAAUACACAAAAGGCUGUUUUUUCCGACCGUAAGAGGUAUUUGAUGUCCUUUUGCCGAGGUGGAUGUGUUAGUCUCAGGCCCUCCUGGACCACGUUGCCCAAGUCACACAGGCUUCUGUGUUAUGUAUUUAGAUAAGAUGUGUGAAAAUAUAUUUGAAUAAAAGAAGUUCAUAAAUAUGCAUUGAUUUUUGUACAGACAAAUGGCACCUCUCUUAAUUUAUAAAUUGAACUGGAUGUGAACUAAUAAUGUGCAACUAGUUGAGAUAAGAGGGUUACAGAUCAUUGUACAUGGAAAAUAUUCCCAGCAGUAAACACUUCCAUUAAUGUGAUCUACGGCUUUUAAAAAGGAGCAUCUCAGAAUAAGAUGGUGGUACAAUUUGCUUAUUAAAAUUGAGAAAGAAAAAAAAAAGACACACUGGAGUAUAUUAGAAAGGAAAAAGAAGGAAUGUGGUCUCUCAUGAUUGAAAGCAUGAUUUAGAUCGGAUACGGCUUUUGCUAACCAAGGACCAAGGGGCUCUGGCAAGAUGGGGUGGUUUUCCGAAUGCCAGACCGAGGUGCCUUACGAAGGCAGCUGCCGAUGGUUCUGUGGCACAGACUGGCUCCUGAGAACCCAGAUGACCUUGACCUGGCAGCCCGGCCCUCCACGCUAGUACCUCGCCUGAUUUUCCACCGUCGCGGUAUCCAGCCGCUUCAGACGUCCGCCGCCUUCAGUGGUGGUAGUCGAAUGUAGUCAACCAAACCACAGCAUCCCUUAGGUUAAAAGCAAACGGGGCAGCUUUGCCUAGAGCUCACUGACAGUGUGAUGGGGGGAGAAGAGUUGUCACAAUGGAAGAUGAGGACACUAGACUCAUGUAGCACAGAAACACGAAGCCACACGCGCCGGCAGCCUCCGGGGUGUUCCUCGCUCUCGUAUGUUAAACCUUAUAUUUUAUAAGAGUUUUUCCUCUUAUUUCACUUUUUAAAAAAAUUAAAGUAGGUGGGGAAAAAAAUAAAGCUUUACACAGAAUUUAUAUGUGGGUAAGUGUUUCAUGGAAAUUUCUGAUCUUAACGAAGCUAAGUGGAGCUCACUCGUAUCCAAAAGUAUAACAGGUGCAGAAGCCACAAGUCUGAGAACCUUGACGACAGUUCCAUCGUCCUGCCAUUUGAUUUUUCAGUCUGCGUUUCAUCACUGUGUAGCUAUUGUAAAUGUGAAUAGAAAAAAACAGGUCAUUGCCUAUUUUUGAAGAACGCGUUGGUGUUCGAGUCCACUAGACACACUCGCUCCACACAGCCUUCACCGUAGACUCUGUAGUGGACACAGAUAUAGCAUAAAUGAAAUUGUUAAAUUAUUUCAUUGUAGUUAACUCCCACUAUAGGAAUGCUUUAUCAUAGUGAAGUUUCUUUUGAGAAGAAAUGGAACUCCUUGAGGCUUCUCUUUGGGAUGUAUAUGAGCGUGUACAUAUUAUUCUAUGUGUUUAUAAUAUAAUAUUUUCCCAAAUGACUUCUUGUUUCACUUUGCCUUCCACAACCUGAAUGCCAGAUUGGUUUUUUCCCUUCCUGGCCCCCAGCACAGGCUGCCAUGACUCCCCCUCAGAAAACACAGCCCCUCCCCUGCCAUUCUCAGUGAUGUCCAUCUGCUCCACUCCGCAGCCACUUUCUAGGGCCCAAGUUUUGGUAGCAGAAGGAAAGGCAGUUUUUGAGGGUCUUUCAAAAAAAAGAAGACGGGGCAGCUUUGCCCAGAGCUCGUUGGCAGUCUGUAUUUCAGUGUCUAACCAGAAGUCCUUUCUUUGCUGACCCCACUCUCGUUCCCACUUUCAAGCUAAUUACCACCAAGGCUGGGAGAGGCAAGGACUGGGGGCAGAGCUAGGAAUAACUCGUUUGAGAAGGGGGUGGAGUUUUCAUUGUUCAUUUCCAUGUUCAGUUCUGUGACGUGACGAUGACAGAUCACCACUGCAGGAUCCACCUCACCUUUCCUGUUCAGAAUUAAAACCCUCCCUUGAUGAGAAACAGCCAGCUGAGGGAGGCCCACGAGCGGCCUGUGUAACCCCAUGGGUGAUCUGGACACAUCUUCACCCCCGCGUUCAGCUUCGCGGAGACUGAACUUGGCGGGGAGUGGAGGGGUGUGGUGCAGACCUGGCUGCAGCAGAAACACCCCGCAGGGACAGUACUCUGUGAUUCUGACCUCAGGUGCUGGGACGGGCAGAUGGUUUGCCCCGCCCAGCACCCCAGUCCUGCUCCCUGGUCCCUCUCUCUGUUUCAUCCCAGGAAAUGAGCAGCUCGAGGGUGAGCAAGUGACAGGUUCCUGAGUCACUGGCCCCAAAACCAGGUGCAGUGUCCUGUCUCCCAAGUGUGUGCACAAUGUACAUAUGCACUGGAAAGGAGGGCGAAGGCAGCGGGUCGCUCGCCAAUUACAGGGUUCUCAGACGCAGGAGAGAGCGGGAUCUUAAUGACCUGCAUUUCCUGCAGAGCCUCUAGUGCACAGGCCAGUUCUCGGCAGUGGCUUUUCAGCACAAGGGCCUUGCAUUGAAGCUCCCUCUUCUGAGAUUUUGCCCAGCCUGAUGAGGCCUGCAUGGUUCCGGCCUCGUCAUCCAGUGUAGAUACCAGUCUUCCUAUUUUUGUGACAUCUGCACAUUUGGGGUCAUUCCCUAUAUCUGCAUGGGAGCUAUUGCUAACCUUGUUAGGGAGAAACAUGGUCUAAUGAGAAAGACAGACCCCUAGGCUCAGCUGGCCCUGCCAUUCCUCCAGAGGAUUCCUCUGCAACUCUAGGCAAGCACCCAGCUUCCUCGGCUCGUUUUCCUCAUCUGUGAAACUUGCAGGGUGCAGUGAGGUUUCAAACCAGUGUGAUAAAUGUUGGCCUCACACCUGGCCCAGGGCAUGCUGGGAAAACAGGAGCACUUGUUAAGAACAGAAACACUGAUGGGACCAAAGCCAGUGCACACACCAGGAAACCUGCCCGUGGCUGACACUGUCCUCCAGCCUGCAUUCUGGGGAGGCUGUGAUGGGCACGUUUGCCAACCCCCCCCAGUAGAGCCCAGGACCCUGCUCUCUCAGCUUGCCAGUGCCCUGCCCUCCACAUGGCGGGGAACAGCAUCAAUGAGGUCCUUGCUCCCUGAGAGCCUCUCUGGAACCUGCCCACUUUUCUCAACAUGUAUAUUCUGCUUUGUAGUCUGAGGUUGAUUUUCUAGAGGUGAGGAAGGGGCUGAGUUCUGCCCUCGUGCUGUUCGCUGGUGCUGAUCAGGGCCAAGACGACCUUUCCCUCUCCCCCACAGCCUGUUGAGGUGCCGUUGACGUGGACAGCGCCCCUCCCUUAAAAUGCCCCCUUGCCGUUGCCAUGAGCCGCUGUGACUCACGCGUGCACUGGGCCUUGCUUGGUGCUCCCCUCCUCCUCCUGUCUGAGAUCGGAGCUUGCUGGAGAGCACCCCAGGUCGCCGUGCUUGACUGCAGGCCCGUCCCUCUCUCCCCAUCCUCGGGUUCCCAGCGUGUUUUGUGCUUGAACUUGGUGGACUCAUCUUACCCCACAAGAGUGGCCUGCUCAACCUCAAGCCUCCAAUGUGCCGUAGGCACUCUAGGUCCCCGUGGCGCCCAGGACACCAACUCUCCCUCCCUGCACUUAGGAUGUUCUGGAAAUGAGGGGAAAUCCACAUUCCUGCCCCAGGAGGUGGGAAGCCUGGCAACGAUGUAGCUUCCCCUGAGAUGCAGUAUGAUCAGGCCUCAGCAACUACUCAGGAGGCAAAGGUGUUUGGAAAGCAAACCCCAAACCUCCCGGCACGGCAUCUGCUCUGCUUCCGUCCCUCACCGCCUGCACAAGGUCGUUGAGACUUUUCUAGAACUCCCCGGGGUUGUAUUUAUGGCCUUCAAGCAAACAAAUUGAAAAGCAGUCAAGGAGGAGUUCAGAUAGAAAAGUGCUGGAGAUACACAUCUUUCCUUCAAAGGAAAUGUAAUUUAUUUCCAACCGCUGUCACCCUCAACCUUCCCCAAAAAGCUAAAUAAGGGCCUUUGGCAUCAAUGCGUGCAUUCUCCACCUUUCCGCGGCUUGCGCUUGGAUUUCUGAGUGGCUUUCUUCAGGGAGCCCUUGUGGUCAUGUGUCUUUAAUGCUGCCCCCAUGUCCCCAGGCCAGGCCAGCACGCUCAGGUGAUAGUGAGUGGGGCCAGGAGACCCCCCUGCCCUGCCCAGUGGACAGAUCUGCCCCAGCCCUGCUGUGGGGACAGGCCCUCUAUCAUUUAACCACAUACAUUAGGUUGCUUUUCAGCAAAAUGUCAGCUUUCCUCCCAUUAUGCAGGAGAGAGAAGGGGCGCAGGUGUAUCUCCUUAGAGUACACCUUGGAGCUGGAUCACUAAGAAACAGUCCUCAGACUGGUCCUUCCGACACAGGCAGAGAGUGAACUGGAUCGCUGGCCCCUGGGAUGCUGCGCUGUCUGUGAUUAGAGAGAAGUGGCCAGUGUCCCGUCUGUGAUUAGACAGAAACCCCUAUGGCAGACUCCUCCCCUCUCCAUGAAGAAAGAAAUAUUUACUUAGAUAUUACUGUUUCAAAACACAAACUUUAUUCCCCUUAGAGAAGAAAUACUGCCCUUAAAUAGACUGUUGAAAUAUUAAUGGCCCCCCCAUUUAAUCAGUGUGUCUGCGGCUUUCUUCGCGUCACAUGUCCGUGUUGGCAGGUGAUUCUGGAAAGGGAUUCUGGGAAACCAACAAGUCUUUUUUAAAUCUUUGAGUUGUAUGAGAAAGUAUUUAAGUUCACCAGUGUAGUAAACACCCACCCCAGAGCAGCGGUAAGAAACCUAAAUCUGAAAACCCAUUCUUACUGUCUUUCACCAUGAGAUGCUGGUUUUGGUGUAAAAUGACAGCACUUGGUUUGGGGUUUUGCACCUGUUGGGUAGAACUGUUCUUGUCUGAGGUCCUCACCCUCUACAGAUGGGCCUCAGGGCCUGGAGGUGGGCAGAUGGGGCCGGAGUGGCCAGCAGAGACUUGCAUGGGCUCUGAAAGCCCCAGAGCUCAGGCCUAAGGCUGCUAGGUGAGACCAGCAGGCAGCUGUGGCAUCCGACCUUGGGACGCCCAAGCUGGGCAGCCGCUCCAUGUGCCCCAAACAGGAUAUCCUCAUGAAUGUGAGGAGAGGCUGGCUCAGGGCUUGGUUUUCAUUUUGGCCUGGCACAGGGUACCUGUAGGGAGCACUCCCCCAACCUGAGGAUGGUGAAACCAUAUGAUAGAGACUCCUUGUCGAAGUCCACGUCGGACUGAUCUAGAAUGCCCCGUGGGGGGAUUGCAUGGCCUUUGCCUUGAGAUGCAGGUGAAAGAAAGGAACCAAACAAGGCGUGAGUGUGUUGGGGAAUCUUCCCAGUGGAGCAAACCCCCUUAACACACCAGCUGUUGGGAACAGCUGCCCCUAAAUCCAAUUAAACCCUCAUCUCCCUGGUGCUGAACAGUGUACACUGGCCCAGGAAGCUAACGUCUGAGCCGCUUGGAGAGCUUUGGUAAACAGAAGACACUGGAAGCCCACCCGGUCAGCAGCUGGGCAUGAGGAUGUCAGGGGCCUUUGGACUUGAGGAAAGACAGUCCAGGUGCAUGGAAUCCUAAUGGGCCUCAUGCAGACAAUGGAGGCAGCCCAGCCCUCUGCCCAAUACCACAGCCCUGGGGUGUCCCCUGACAUUCCUGGAGGUCCCUGGGCAAAUGCAUUUCCUGCCUGGGUUCUCAGGGCAGGAGAACAGAGAAGGCUCCAAGGGUGUUGUGAGUGAGCCAGGGGCUGGUCUGAGGAGUGGGUCUCACGCACUGCUCAGGUUGGCACAUGAGGGACCUCCCCCACCCCAACCCAGCCCCAAGGGUCCCAGCAGGGUUCUCAGCAUGGCUGUUUUGAGGGUACACAGGUGGCUGGAGAGGGGUGGGGCAGUUGCAUGUUGGGUAGCAAAGUGUGCAUUUAGAAGCUGCUUUGUGGCGUUAAGAACGGGGGGAGAGGGACCAGCACUGUAACAUUAGAAAUAAUUCCUUCUUGCAGACUUGAAAAGCAUGAGUUUCCCUCUCACAGCUGGGUUUUUGUGUCUGAAAUACAUCUAAUUCUCCAGACUGCAGCCCCUCUCAGCCCUGAGCACCUGAGCGCUGGGGAGGCCCUUAUUGGGCUCAGCCUGGAGAGGGGAGGGUCGCACGGGUCCCGGGGGCAGGUCUCCUGCACUGGCUCUUCCCUUCUGCCAGCUUGGAAUUUGGUUCUCAUCUUGCCACAGGGGUGUGUUUCUUAAAGGAGAGCCGGAGCAGCUCAAAGGUGACAACUGAGAUGCAUUUCUAGGCAGGGGCAGGGAAGGCCAACCCACCUUGCAGCCAGUUUUCUGUUUCUGUAAAUAGCAGUGUAUAGAGAUGGAAGGGCAGCGUGGGUGUAUCCACAGAUGGGUUUAGGUUUUUUUUUUUUUUGGAUGUUUUCUAUUACCUCAUUCAGCAACUUUAUGUUUCACAAUGACUCGAUGCUUUAUUUAUAUUGUUUGUACUGUAAUUAAAACCAUUGACAGACAUUUCACUUUGCUUGUUAUUUCAUAUGAUCUUGUUUUGAUUAAAUAUGCCAGUUUGUAUUUUCCUGCCUUGGGAUUUUUUUGUGUCCGCUGUACAGUAUUCUAAGGGAAAAAGAAAAAGAAAGAUGUGUAAAGUAACAGAGAGAGGUGGCUAUGGUGUAGAGACCUCUUUCUAAUAAAGAAAUGAAAAUAUGUCUA